Sciurus carolinensis (gray squirrel) is the source of this 1248-nucleotide messenger RNA. It is a transcript of the gene Grhpr, whose product is annotated as glyoxylate and hydroxypyruvate reductase. The transcript is spliced from 9 exons. Gene Ontology annotation, molecular function: hydroxypyruvate reductase (NADH) activity; NAD binding; glyoxylate reductase (NADPH) activity. The coding region runs from base 48 to 1034 and encodes 328 amino acids. The record is from RefSeq and is a predicted model, not a curated record. NCBI's taxonomy places the organism in Eukaryota, Metazoa, Chordata, Mammalia, Rodentia, Sciuridae. Gene Ontology annotation, cellular component: cytosol.
CUCGGUGGGUCGGGCCGGGCGGUCAGUGUCUUGCGGCUGCAGGUUGGAUGAGGCUGGCGCGACUCAUGAAGGUGUUCGUCACCCGCAGGAUCCCCCCCGAGGGCAGGGCAGCGCUUGCCCAGGCGGCAGACUGCGAGGUGGAGGAGUGGGAUUCAGAUGAGCCCAUCCCCAGCAAGGAACUGGAGCGUCGUGUGGUGGGGGCCCAUGGCCUGCUCUGCCUCCUCUCUGAUCGCGUGGACAAGGGUCUCCUGGAUGCUGCAGGGGCCAACCUCAAAGUCAUCAGCACACUGUCCGUGGGUGUCGACCACUUGGCUUUGGAUGAAAUCAAAAAGCGUGGGAUCCGGGUGGGCUACACCCCAGAUGUCCUGACAGAUGCCACUGCAGAACUUGCCGUCUCUCUGCUACUCACCACCUGUCGCCGCUUGCCAGAGGCCAUGGAGGAAGUAAAGAAUGGCGGCUGGACCUCGUGGAAGCCCCUGUGGAUGUGUGGCUAUGGACUCACGCAGAGCACUGUGGGCAUUGUGGGACUGGGGCGCAUAGGUCAGGCUAUUGCACGGCGACUGAAUCCAUUUGGUGUCCAGAGAUUUCUCUACACAGGGCGCCAACCCAAGCCUCAGGAAGCAGCAGAAUUCCAGGCCGAGUUUGUGCCCAUCGACCAGCUGGCUGCGGAGUCUGACUUCAUCGUUGUGGCCUGCUCCUUAACACCUGCAACUAAGGGGCUCUGCAACAGGGACUUCUUCCAGAAGAUGAAGAAAACAGCCGUGUUUGUCAACAUCAGCAGGGGAGACGUUGUAAACCAGGAUGACCUGUACCAGGCCUUGGCCAGUGGUCAGAUUGCAGCUGCUGGACUGGAUGUGACAACCCCAGAACCACUGCCUACAAACCACCCGCUCCUGACCCUGAAGAACUGUGUCAUCCUGCCCCACAUAGGCAGUGCCACCUACAGAACUCGCAACACCAUGUCCUUGUUGGCGGCUAACAACUUGCUGGCUGGCCUGAGAGGGCAGCCUAUGCCCAGUGAACUCAAGCUGUAGCCAGACAGGAGACCUUGCGGCUGAAGCCACAGUGCUCUGCGGUUCCAGCUGACACACCCAGCUGGCUUUGGACCCACAGCAAGUGCCACAGGGAAGCCUCAUCUGUACUGAUCCUGCCAGGGCAGCUUGGUGCUGAUAGAUGUGCUUGCCUCUCGUGGUUUGGUACACCUGAGCCAAAAGCGUGUAAUUCUAUUAUUAAAUAAUUUUUCUGAGA